This is a messenger RNA of Sparassis crispa, 513 nucleotides long. RefSeq lists its product as hypothetical. Lineage: Eukaryota; Fungi; Basidiomycota; Agaricomycetes; Polyporales; Sparassidaceae. The record is from RefSeq and is a predicted model, not a curated record. The coding region runs from base 1 to 513 and encodes 170 amino acids. Gene Ontology annotation, molecular function: box C/D methylation guide snoRNP complex binding. The transcript has 4 exons. Gene Ontology annotation, biological process: box C/D snoRNP assembly.
AUGUAUGAUAUCUUCCAGAGACUCGACACUUCUUCGGGUCCCAGACCAGCUGAAAGUUUUACCAAGUUUGACUUUGGAGACAGGAGGACCUUUCCGAUGGGCCCUCCUUCAGAACUAUUAUCUCGCGUGCAGGCAUUUCUCCCUGAGAUCGCAGCCUCAAAUGCCGAUAUUGCUCGUCAGGCAGAGGAAGAUCCAAACGGCGUCGACAUCGAGCAUCUCGAGGACAGCGAGCAAUACAUCGAGAUGAACUUGGGUCUAGGAGUCUUCGAAACUCGCAAGCCUCCCGACGGUUCCGUGCCCAUGGACACGGAUGCUGAUGAAGAUAAAUCAUCCGAUUCUUCAUCGACGGACUCGGACUCAGACUCGGACUCAGACUCGGACUCGUCGGGCACGUCGUCAGGCAGCAGCUCAGAAGUAGACGCUGAGGACGACAUUGAGGCUGUCCUUCCCAGACCAAUGAAGCCGUUACCAAAACGGCGUAGGCUGCAGAUUGUGGUCCUCAACGAUUCGUGA